GCAUCAAAUUGAAGUAUCAUUUUUCCUGCUCUCAUUUAGUCUCCCUUCUUUUCCUGCCCUUGUUCAAUGAUCUAUGAAUUUGCUCGUCGAAAUUGCAUAUGCCUUCUCCAUCACGAGAUGUGCCUCGACGCACCCAUCAUCAAAUCAUCAGUAAUCCAGCACUGCCUCAUGUAUCGACGCCAUGAAAUCUUUUUCUUUUUACCUCUUUGGGUGUAUAUCACAAAGAACCUGUGCUCCAGAACAGAUACCCGUCGCAGUUCUUUUUCAUCUACAUUGGCCCCCUCCCUCAUUUCACCUGAGCGUGAAGGCAAGACCUUUCUGUCUCCCAACUCUGAAAGGGGGUGUGGCCAUUGGCAAUCUUGCUGCUCACAGCUCAUCC
Molecule: messenger RNA, 379 nt
Organism: Cryphonectria parasitica EP155
Lineage: Eukaryota; Fungi; Ascomycota; Sordariomycetes; Diaporthales; Cryphonectriaceae
Exons: 1
Source: RefSeq, a predicted model, not a curated record